Xenia sp. Carnegie-2017 is the source of this 2010-nucleotide messenger RNA. RefSeq names its product serine/threonine-protein kinase greatwall-like. Gene Ontology annotation, molecular function: protein serine/threonine kinase activity; ATP binding. The transcript has 17 exons. Lineage: Eukaryota; Metazoa; Cnidaria; Anthozoa; Malacalcyonacea; Xeniidae. Gene Ontology annotation, biological process: peptidyl-serine phosphorylation; intracellular signal transduction. The coding region runs from base 124 to 1827 and encodes 567 amino acids. Gene Ontology annotation, cellular component: nucleus. The record is from RefSeq and is a predicted model, not a curated record.
AUUCAGUACUUUUGCACAGCGGUGUAUACCAUUGAAGGCGAAAAAUUCGAAAUUUUAAACAAUCUUUGCAUUGAAAACAAAAUUAUCGUUAGGAAUUGUCUUAAUUUUUCUUUCAUUUUAACAAUGACGAUGUCUAUGGACUCCUCUGUCAAGCUACCUGAAAUUGAAGAUUUUGAUGUUAUCAAGCCAAUAAGUCGUGGAGCAUUUGGUAAAGUCUUUUUGGGAAGAAAAAAGGAUGAAAACACUGAUGUAAAUUCAGCAAAACUCUAUGCUAUAAAAAUGAUGAAGAAAACUGAACUUGUCAAGAAGAAUAUGAUAGAACAAGCUGUUGCAGAAAGAGAUGCCCUUGCUUUAUCUAAAAGUCCUUAUAUUGUACAUCUCUUUUAUUCAUUUCAAUCAAAGGACCAAAUAUAUCUGGUAAUGGAAUAUCUCAUUGGUGGAGAUCUUAAAUCUUUGUUAUACAGUAUGGGCUAUUUUGAUGAACAAAUGGCCCGAUUAUAUAUAGCGCAGGUUGCCCUUGCUUUACAAUAUCUUCAUAAUCAUGGAAUCAUACAUCGAGAUAUAAAGCCUGACAACAUGCUUGUCUCAAAUGAAGGACGAAUAAAACUCACAGACUUUGGACUUUCAAAGCUGGACCUUGAAAGAAACAAAAAACUAACAGUGAUGGAUGCAAGGAAAACUCCAUCAUGUAAACAUUACACGUCAUCACCUGAAUACUGGAGAACACCUGGACAAAUUGCGUCACUAAAAACAGAUUUUACUUUUUCAAUUCCAAAGCUACUAAAACCAAGAACUCAGAUGCUUUCUCGUAUACUCUCAGAGGAGUGCGAAGAAACUUUAGAGUCCCCAUAUGUUUUUGCCACUCCUAAACUAAAGCACAGAAGAUCCUCUUCUUCAGCUGUGUUCCAUACCCCAGAACGGAAGGGUCAACAUUCUGAUGAGGACGAACAAGAACGCUCUCCUAAACGCCGUAGAACGAGUCGAUCAGGGUUAACAUGUGAGAUGCAGUUAUUUCAGUUGAACAAAUGCAAAGAUGUGAAUGAGAAAGUUGCUCCACGUGUUAGCACUGCAACUGAUGACGUCAGCGUUAUGGGGAGACAAGAAAAUAAAUCAAUGGAGAGCAGUCCAUUGAGCAGAAACUUUGACGAUGCAUCUCAGCGUUUGUUCAAGAUUUUUCAAACACCAAAUGUAAAUCCCACGAAGCAUUAUCAAACUGCUUCCGCGUCAAGAAUAAAAUUUCGAUCACCAUUGACGUUAGCAUGUGAUGAUACCGGACGAUGUUCCUACACAACACCUCGUCGACGUCGUGAUCACAUGACUCCACUACGAACACCAAAGUCAUGUACACGAGGUCCUAUACCUAAUCCUCGACAAAGAAUAGUGGGAACACCUGACUAUUUAGCUCCGGAAGUUUUACUUAUGCAAGAUCAUGAUGCUGGCGUUGACUGGUGGGCUCUUGGUGUGUGCUUAUAUGAAUUCCUGACUGGUAUUCCUCCCUUUUCUGACGAAACUCCUGAGCUGAUUUUCAAACACAUUAUUAACAUAGAAUAUCUUCUUCCUGAAGGAGAGGAAGCCUUGUCUAAUGUUGCUGAAAGUGCAAUUGCAAGUAUUCUUGUUAAAGAUCCUUCUAAAAGACCUAAAGCAGAAGAGAUAAAAAAGCUGUCAUUUUUUUCUGUAUUUGAAUGGUCAAAAAUUGAUGGGUAUCCAGCGCCUUUUCUUCCUCAUCCUGAUGAUGAUUUGGAUACAUUUUAUUUUGAAGCAAGAAAUUCUGCUCAAAAUAUUCAUAUGUCGUCGUUUGCGAAUGACAAACAAGAUAUUGUUACCUGAAAAGACGUUUGACAGAACGAACAUAACUCAUUAUUUAUUUAUCAUCAUCUUAAUUGUUGCUUGGGAAAUUAAUGUUCUAUAAUAUCUUUGGAUUAAAAUUAUUAAAAGCCACACAAAAGAUUGUAAUAUAAUUGACAAUGUAAAGAAAUAGAAUUAAUUUUAGUAUAAAUUAUGCAACUUUUA